AUGCACAAAACAAAAACUUUGUUAAGGUUGAGUGGGUAUCUGACCCACACAUUCAUCUUCCAUUUCAUCGGGGGCACUGUGGUCUUCUUCUUAGUAGUGAUAGCAGCUGAUGUGUAUGUGGCCAUCUAUAAGCCAUUGCACUACCUGUCUAUCACGAACAGAAGUAUGUGCAUGAGGCUGCUGGCAGGGGCAUGGCUGAGUGGCUUUGUUCAUUCCAUUGUCCAGCUUGCACUGAUCAUCCAACUGCCCUUCUGUGGACCCAACACACUAGACAGUUUCUACUGUGAUGUCCCCCAAGUCAUCAAACUGGCCUGCACAGACACAUAUAUAAUGGAGUUUCUGAUGGUCUCCAACAAUGGGCUGGUCACCACAGGAGCCUUCAUCGAAUUGCUUAUAUCCUACACCAUCAUCCUUAUCAAGAUAAGGACACAUGUCAUGGAAAGUAAGCACAAAGCCCUGUCCACCUGCGCAGCUCAGAUUACAGUGGUGAGUUUGCAUUUUGGGCCUUGUGUCUUCAUCUAUGACCGGCCUUUCCAGAAUCACGUGGACAAGGCAGUGUCUGUGCUGUACACAGUGGUUACUCCAAUGCUGAACACAAUGAUCUACACUCUGAGGAACACUGAGAUGUAA
Molecule: messenger RNA, 630 nt
Organism: Gopherus flavomarginatus (Mexican gopher tortoise)
Lineage: Eukaryota; Metazoa; Chordata; Testudines; Testudinidae
Product: olfactory receptor 4D5-like
Biological process (GO): G protein-coupled receptor signaling pathway
Cellular component (GO): membrane
Molecular function (GO): olfactory receptor activity
Source: RefSeq, a predicted model, not a curated record